Messenger RNA from Oikopleura dioica, 756 nucleotides. NCBI's taxonomy places the organism in Eukaryota, Metazoa, Chordata, Appendicularia, Copelata, Oikopleuridae. The record is from the annotation of a GenBank genome assembly.
AUGGCUGAGGCUAUUGGAGUUGAUGUUAAUAAGAUUCUGUUUGUUACUGUUAACACCGAAAAAUGCGACAUGACAAAGUUGCUCGGCGGCCAGAUCAUGUUUGGCGACUUCCUCUACUGCCACGUGUCGGCUCCUACGACCACCGUCAUCAAUGUCCAGAAGGUCUCUCAAAUGUUUGGCCUUACCAUUACUGACAACGGGAACGGCCAAGCUUUUGUCAAGGGAAAACGAGCUGGAAGUGUGGUAGAACACAACGAUGAUAUUCUACCCGGUGAUGCGAUUCUUUCCAUCAAUGGCGAAGUUAUGAUCGGAAAACGACAUAUCGAUGUUGCAAGAAAGCUACGAGAUGUUGAAAUAGGUAGCAUGGUCGAAUUUGUGCUCCAGCCUCCAGUCCGCGGUUUCAACAUGGUCGGUGGACGCUCCAAAGCGAAAGUUUCUGGCGACAUCAACAAGGGCGGUAUGACGGUUAGAAUCAAGGCCAACGGAGACGCCGAAGUUGUAGAAGGAGACAAACCCUGCAAAACCUCAGCAAUUGAAAUCAUCGAUCAAAUGCUGGAAGAGUACGUUGGGAUCAGAGAUCGAGAGCUUUCCUUGUCCAUUUAUGAAAGUGGAACGAAGUCCUCUGAUUCUGGGACUUUCCUCGAUACAGUUACUAGUUCAUAUCCAAUGUUCGCCUUCACCGAUCAGUUCAUACUCGAUGUUUGGAACAUUAUCUCCGAUGCCGAAUCUGGAGUCAUGCCAAAGAAGCCAGCAUAA